GCCCGUCCGCAGACUUCCUUUAUAAUACAGCGCACGUCCGACGAACGAUCAUAGUCGCAACCCGACGAUUGUCAAUAGUCUUCCAAGUUUCCAAACUCCAACGUUUGCUGAACUCGUCUUGUGAAAAAACACUACACAAUCACUCGCCAACAUGAAUUUUCUGUCAAUUGUAUUGGUUAUUGCAUUGGUUGGUUAUUCGCUGGGUGCACCACAAUACGGACAUAAUGAAUUAGAUAACGAAUACGAACACAUCAAUGCAGAACACCAUGAUGAUGGCACCAAAAGUAAUUGUAAAAACCGAAAAAAUGGUGACAGCCAAGAACAAGAUGAAGGCACCAAUGAAGGUAGAGGCCAAGGUCGUGGUAACAAACAAGUGCCAGGUAGAUACCUACAACCGGAACUUGGUGGAUACUAUACACCAGUACAACAAUAUUAUGCCAAUAAUCCAGGAUACGUUGGGGGUUCAGAUCAAUACUACCAAGGUUGGCGUUUACCACCAUACAGCCAAGGUGGACCUGGUUUAUAUCAUCCUGCAGGAUACGGUAGGGUUCACUACUAAAACUUCAAUCACAACGUAAAUUCCAUACGAAUCCCGUAUAUCACUUUUUUCUUGGACGUACCUGUGACUUAAACGUCAUAUUAUAAUAGAAUUGUCGCCUAGUAUUAUAAGUUAUUUUAUUAUUAUUUAUAACUAAAUUGUAAAUUUGUUUACAAUACUGUAUCUUUACAUUGUUAUAUAAGAUUUUGAACUGUAAAGAUUAUAACUCAAUAUAAUAUUGUCUAUAUAUUUAUGUCUCUGGUGUAAUAUAUAGUUUUUAUAUACAUGUA
Messenger RNA from Metopolophium dirhodum (rose-grain aphid), 828 nucleotides. RefSeq lists its product as uncharacterized. The transcript has 2 exons. Lineage: Eukaryota; Metazoa; Arthropoda; Insecta; Hemiptera; Aphididae. The record is from RefSeq and is a predicted model, not a curated record. Bases 152 to 559 code for a protein of 135 amino acids.